AUUUCGCUUUCAUUUUGGGCCAAGCUGGAGGCGGCGGGGCCGUCCCGGAACGGCUGCGGCCGGGCACCCCGGGAGUUAAUCCGAAAGCGCCGCAAGCCCCGCGGGCCGGCCGCACCGCACGUGUCACCGAGAAGCUGAUGUAGAGAGAGACAGAGAAAGAGACAGAAAGCAAGAGACCAGAGUCCCGGGAAAGUCCUGCCGCGCCUCGGGACAAUUAUAAAAAUGUGGCCCCCUGGGUCAGCCUCCCAGCCACCGCCCUCACCUGCCGCGGCCACAGGUCUGCAUCUAGCGGCUCGCCCAGUGUCCCUGCAGUGCCGGCUCAGCAUGUGUCCAGCACGCAGCCUCCUCCUUGUGGCCACCCUGGUCCUCCUGGACCACCUCAGUUUGGCCAGAAACCUCCCCGUGGCCACCCCAGGCCCAGGAAUGUUCCCAUGCCUUCACCACUCCCAAAACCUGCUGAGGGCCGUCAGCAACAUGCUCCAGAAGGCCAGACAAACUCUAGAAUUUUACCCUUGCACUUCUGAAGAGAUUGAUCAUGAAGAUAUCACAAAAGAUAAAACCAGCACAGUGGAGGCCUGUUUACCAUUGGAAUUAACCAAGAAUGAGAGUUGCCUAAAUUCCAGAGAGACCUCUUUCAUAACUAAUGGGAGUUGCCUGGCCUCCAGAAAGACCUCUUUUAUGAUGGCCCUGUGCCUUAGUAGUAUUUAUGAAGACUUGAAGAUGUACCAGGUGGAGUUCAAGACCAUGAAUGCAAAGCUUCUGAUGGAUCCUAAGAGGCAGAUCUUUCUAGAUCAAAACAUGCUGGCAGUUAUUGACGAGCUGAUGCAGGCCCUGAAUUUCAACAGUGAGACUGUGCCACAAAAAUCCUCCCUUGAAGAACCAGAUUUUUAUAAAACUAAAAUCAAGCUCUGCAUACUUCUUCAUGCUUUCAGAAUUCGGGCAGUGACUAUUGAUAGAGUGAUGAGCUAUCUGAAUGCUUCCUAAAAAGUGAGGUCCCUCCAAACCGCUGUCAUUUUUAUAAAAAUUUGAAAUGAAAUUUUGAUAGGAUGUGGAUUAAGAACUAGGGAGGGGGAAAGAAGGAUGGGACUAUUACAUCCACAUGAUACCUCUGAUCAAGUAUUUUUGACAUUUACUGUGGAUAAGUUGUUUUUAAGUUUUCAUGAAUGAAUUGCUAAGAAGGGAAAAUGUCCAUCCUGAAGGUGUUUUUCAUUCACUUUAAUAGAAGGGCAAGAAUUUAUAAGCUAUUUCUGUACCCAAGUGUUUGUAGAAACAAACAUGUAAGCAUAAUUUAUUUUAAAAUAUUUAUUUAUAUAACUUUGUGAUCAUGAAAGCAUCUGAACUAACAUAUUUAUUUAUGUUAUAUUUAUUAAAUUAUUUAUCAAGUGGAUUUGAAAAAUAUUUUUUAAGUGUUAUAAAAAUAAAAUUAUUGAAUUAAAGUGA
Molecule: messenger RNA, 1440 nt
Organism: Nomascus leucogenys (northern white-cheeked gibbon)
Lineage: Eukaryota; Metazoa; Chordata; Mammalia; Primates; Hylobatidae
Gene: IL12A
Product: interleukin 12A
Biological process (GO): immune response
Cellular component (GO): extracellular region
Molecular function (GO): growth factor activity; interleukin-12 receptor binding
Source: RefSeq, a predicted model, not a curated record